AUGUUUCUCCCUUGGGAACGGUAUUAUGACGGCCUAGAUGGACUCCCCUUCGUCAUCAAUCUUACCCUGCCUAGCACACCUUAUAUUCGGUCAAAGUGUUGCUUCAUGUCUACCUUGGUUGAGGGUUCACCUUGUGGCGAAUGCGCUGAACUCUCUGCAUAUGUCGACCACCUCUCCCAAACCGCACGGGAUCCAAAGCCUCAUACUAACUACAAGUAUCUAGGCCUUGCUAAUAUGCAAGACAUUGCACAAAGCUAUGCCGAUCAAGCUCGGCAAUUGAAACUGCAGGGCCUCAACGCUUCACGUGAGUAUAUUAGUGCUCUCACUAGGCUCGACGACUACCACCGCCUUCUCAUGGCAAUUUCUGAACAUGACAUUCCCCGCCUCCAACAAAUCAUCCAUGUCGCCUUGGGCAAUGGUGCCAGUGUCCGAGAAAUUAUCAACAAAUUGGAGGACGCUCUGGAAGGUGCCUACCGUCCACGGGGCUACGGUGCUGAUGAUCUGGACAUCGCUACACUAGUCUACCGACUUGGGGGCUGUCAACUCCUCUUCACAUUAAAUAAGAAGCUUAGUAUUCCGUCUCUACGCACCCCUCGCGCUCGAGCAGCCUUCACUACCAUCUCCCCCACCAUCGGCACUAUUCGCGACGAACACUUCGAUGCGAAUAUCCAGUCUGGUAUUCUUAGUACCCGUGGUGAUAUCACGCCACUUCAUGGAGUCAGUAUCAUGAUCGACGAGAUGGCUAUUGAAGAAAUGGCGGUACAUUAUAGCAAAUAUAACAAGAUAGGCGGACUCUGCUGGAAACACUCUAAUCUGAUAGAUCCAGUUCUUCGGACUUACGACUCUGCUGUCGCUAUAGCACAGAAAAUCCAUGAUGACGAAGAUGAGCUAUACCCUGUCCUAGUUGCACCCACAUGCAAGACGGAAGAUGCAACGGACAUGGAGGGUGUCCUCAAGUGUGCCUUGCAGCACUGGAAGGCAACUGGUGCAGAACAAACUGUCAGGCCUAUCUGGUCACUUGCAACUGACGGUGACGCCACUCGUCAUGCAGCAGGCCAUAGACUUUUUGUGAAGAAGCCCUUAUCCUCAGAGUCGCCACUAUAUGGUAUUCUGAUCAACAUGCCUGGCUUGAAUAUGUGGACAGGGGAUGGCCACGUAACGCUAGACUUUGAUCCAAAGCAUAUUUUCAAACGUAUAUGCACGCUGAUACGCUCUCCCUCAGGCAUGACACUCAACAAUGGACGGGUCAUUAAUGCUAUGAUGCUCUCUCGCUAUCUUGUAUGGCUGCCCGCUUAUGACGAAGCCAGUGUCACAAAACUACUGCAUCCUGAUGAUCCACAAGACGUCCCCCGAGCAGUAGAGCUUAUUAAAGCGAUUAUCGAGCUCACUCAGUCACAGCGCGACUUCCUGAACGACUCAUUUUCUCCCGAUGUCGAUAGACGUGCUGACUUGAUGUCUAUCGCGCUCCUCAGUGAUGUGAUCGAGUCUUUCCUCAUCCCCUUCAUCAAUGUCAAUCUUUCGCUCACGGAACAGGUCCAGUACCUCAGCCGAUUCGCUCAUCUUUCAUUCCCCUCUUCCGCUCUCACAGACGCUCCUUUAUGUCUUAUCAACUCGAAGCAACAGGUUCUUGAUCCGCAUGCUCCCUUUUUUCUUGGUGACUCUGGAGAUGACCGUCUGGAACUUCACUUUGGUUGUACUCGGAUGAUAGGUGGCCAUAACUCUGAAUGCUCAUUUUCACAGGUGAUUGACCGCUUGGGUGCCGCCAAAGAUAUUAAUGGUGUGUUCAAGCGCCAUCCUGAGUUGGAUCCAGGCCAUCGUCGUCUGAGCCUGGGCACCCGAGUCGAGGACAUAGACCACAUCAACCGUGAUAUGUGGAAAGGUGACAUCAUAUCUGGGCGUUGUGAUCUCCCAAUUGCCUGGCACAAUGGCCGGGAAAUGGCCAUUUCUAUUCUCAGUACUUCACAAAUCAAUCCUAUCAACUUCUCCUUCAUUGAGCUCUUUCGUGAUCCGGGUAUCGACAUGCUGCGCCCCUUUGGAGAAAACAAGUACUUUGGGAUUUCAGAGGCAGAUGAGGAACUCCCUCAGAGCCCACUUGCGCCCAUAAUCGCUUCCCAUGUUAACUUAGUACACCCAAUCCCAUCUGCCGAGGCUGAGUCUGAAGAAGUCAUGCUGACCUUCGAGGAAGCAUUGACUGCGGAGUCCAUCUCUGACGCUCCACCUACUGAUCACCUUUCGCUUCUCGUUGAUCUGUCUGCUCCUCCAUUGCCUGAAGGUCCAGGAAUACGUCCUGAUGACUACCUAUUGUUCAAAGGUCGGUGGAUUCACAAGCAGACGGUGUGCUGUCUCGUCAUCAAUAAGGAUUUCAUUUCGAAGUCUCACAAUCGACUGGAGCGGGUCCGUGCGGGUUACACCAAGGUCAACAAGCGAAUUGACAUGUCUGCUGGCCGCAUAACUGAUAAACACUCAUUCCUCAUUGGUGAUAUCUUCCUUACAAUUCUUCAUUCAGGUGUAACACUUUCUAUCGGCAUCCUGCGGUCCACACUCAUUACGUCGCUCAAUAUUUCUUGCGCAUCAAUGAAUAUUGCGGUCAUGAAGGCCUCACAGUCAACGGCUAAAGUUACAGGACAGCUUUUAACCAUCAUCCCAACACAUCCCUCACCCGAGUCCCCGACAUCUUUCCUGUGGAAUGGAGGCUACGUGAAGGCUCGCUCUAUCAUCCAAGGAACCGAGGAGUCGACAGAACGUGUCGUGGUGGUCAGCGUGCCUGGUUCACUUGUCAAACCUGUUAAUCCCAAGCCGAUGUUCAUCCGGUUUCAGGAUGACAUCAACGCUGACCAGUUCCAGGAGAUCAAAGGCGGGCAAAGCACUUGGCAAGUACGUCAAGAUGCACUUCAAGCUGCUUGUGACAUCUUAUGGGCGAGGGCUGUCGAAACCAAAGUCCCUCUCAAAUCCAUUGCGCAAGUUUCACCUUCAGACGUUGUCAUGUUCCCAUAUUGA
Messenger RNA from Suillus subalutaceus, 2997 nucleotides. RefSeq lists its product as uncharacterized. Lineage: Eukaryota; Fungi; Basidiomycota; Agaricomycetes; Boletales; Suillaceae. The record is from RefSeq and is a predicted model, not a curated record. The transcript is spliced from 6 exons. The coding region runs from base 1 to 2997 and encodes 998 amino acids.